Molecule: messenger RNA, 270 nt
Organism: Dictyostelium purpureum
Lineage: Eukaryota; Evosea; Eumycetozoa; Dictyosteliales; Dictyosteliaceae
Exons: 1
Biological process (GO): RNA 3'-end processing
Molecular function (GO): nucleotidyltransferase activity
Source: RefSeq, a predicted model, not a curated record
UCAAAGGUUCCAAUUUUAAGAUUCCAAGAUAAAGAAACCGAUGUUUUCUUUGAUCUAUCAUUACAUAAAUCAUCGGUAGGUUUACAAAAUUCGUUAUUGCUCAAAGAAUAUGUGGACAUAGAUGAAAGAUGUAAACAAUUAAUUAUACUUGUAAAAUGGUGGGCCUCACAAAAAAAUUUAAACGAUGCAUCAAAGGAUUCAUUCUCUUCAUUUUGCUUGUCAAGUAUGGUAAUUCAUUUCCUUCAAUCUUUAUCUCCACCAGUUUUACCA